Metarhizium acridum CQMa 102 is the source of this 306-nucleotide messenger RNA. RefSeq lists its product as uncharacterized. The record is from RefSeq and is a predicted model, not a curated record. Lineage: Eukaryota; Fungi; Ascomycota; Sordariomycetes; Hypocreales; Clavicipitaceae.
AUGGGCAGUGCUGCGCGGCGCCCCGGCUCACAGCCGGUUGACAAGGGUGGCCAAGAUGCCGACGCGGCCGUUCAACGGGCAGGACUGCCGCUUUACACCAACGCGCUUGGCCUGGCGUCCGACUUUGAAGCGUACAUGUCCUCUCUGGGCCGGACUCGCCAGCGCCUCCUUGCGGCCGUCCACUCGCGCCAGCGGGCUUUCAUGGCGGAGCUCGAGUCCGAAACUGCCGCCGGCGCGGCCCUUUACCGAUCCCUGUUUGAGGAGCAGCGCGAGCAACUGUCGCAAUGUAUUCUCCGGGCCCGCUAG